Molecule: messenger RNA, 1260 nt
Organism: Bactrocera oleae (olive fruit fly)
Lineage: Eukaryota; Metazoa; Arthropoda; Insecta; Diptera; Tephritidae
Gene: tko
Product: technical knockout
Biological process (GO): translation
Cellular component (GO): ribosome; small ribosomal subunit
Molecular function (GO): structural constituent of ribosome
Source: RefSeq, a predicted model, not a curated record
CUGUGUAGACUUUAAGUAAAUGCAUUAUUUAAUUUUAAGUUAAUUAUAUAUAAUAGGCCGCAACACUCACGUUAUAGACUUUUGGCAUAUCAUCAAAUAAAAAAUCCUCGCCAUAUUCAAGAAAUUUCAUUUUUAUUUAUUUGUAUAUAAAAUAUUUCACUUAUUCAAAUAUAACAACAACAAGACAAAUUAAUAAACAAAGUGCAAUUGUUUAAAUAAACCCGCCUAGAAUACAGAACAGCAAAACAUUUCGCAGCUGUUUUAGUAAGAUGAACCAGAGAACUCUGGAUGAACACGGCAGCAGAGAACGUAUAUUAUAUACGUUCUCUGAUAUUACAAACAGUUUGAAAAACUUUGUACGCAAAUAAAUUCGAAUAAAUAAAUUGAAAUUAUUGAAAAUAGAUUAUUUAUUUAUAUACAGCAAAAAACGGGUUUAAUUCAAAAGAAAAAAGUAAUAAUAUAACAUUGCCGCAUUUAUAUGUAAGUUUAAAUAUAUAAUAUUUUGGUACCUAUUUUAACGACAACAUGUUAUUGCGAGUUGCCUAAAUGGUAAGAAGAAGAAUAUACCUAAUAUAAGCACUUGGUUAUCUCAGCUGGUUGCGGAGCUGUUUUUAUAUUAAAUUGUUUAAUAAAUAAAUUAUCUUGAAUAAAAAUAUAUUGCUAAUAAAGUGCAAAUAAUAAUUUAUUAUAGAUUAUUAUUCUAAUAUUAACAGAUUACUAGAGACAUAAUGAACUUCCUGCGGCAAACUAUCAGCGUUACGAAACAGUUGUCACAAAAAGUGCUCAAUGGCAACCUACUGCAGUCCAUCCAGAGUGGCAGCCUAUUCGAGCCGGCCUGUCGUAUGGCGUCCUUAAACCAAAUGCACCGCACUGGUCCACAUUUUAAAAAGCGUCCGCCACGACAACCACUUGAUGGUAAACCUUUCGCGAAAGGUGUUGUCCUUAAGACACUCAUCAAAAAACCGAAAAAACCAAAUUCCGCUAAUCGUAAAUGUGUGCUCGUGCGCUUAUCUACCGGCAAAGAAAUGCUUGCUUAUAUACCCGGCGAAGGACACAACUUACAAGAGCACAACAUUGUGUUAUGCCGCGUCGGUCGUUUGCAAGAUGUGCCUGGCGUGAAGUUGAAAUGCGUGCGCGGCGUAUAUGAUUUGGCGCAUGUCAUCAAGAAGUGAAGAAAAGUGGUGGAACCUAUUUUCCUUUUUUUCUUCUAAAUGAUAUGAUAUGUAUAUGAAGUAAUAAAAUAUCCUUUAACAAAGUAAA